AUGGAUUGGGAGAAGUUGGCGGCCGUGGCCAAGGACUUGGGCAUGAGCAAAGAAGAGACGCUGAAGUUUUUCGAGAAUGCGGAGCGAGUUGAAAAGGAGAGAGCACGCGAAGCACAGGAGAGAGCACGCGAAGAACAGGAGAGAGCGCGCGAAGAACAGGAGAGAGCGCGCGAGGUCCAUGAACGAGCGCGCGAGCAACAUGAACGUACGCUCGCAGAGCAAAAGAUGGAAAAGGAAAUUUUAGAACUUAAGGUGCGUUUGGCACUCGCGAACGAAGUAUCGCGAGACGAUGCAAGUGUAGGUAGUGGCCCAUCGACAGCAUCGGCCAAUUUACCAUCUCCCGGACGAAAGCCUGUCUGCCCUCGUAAACUAAUGGCACCCUUUGAUGAGCGAAGGGACGACUUGGAUGCUUAUUUGCAUCGCUUUGAGAGGAUCGCGAUAGGGCAGGGCUGGGAGAGGGGUGAGUGGGCUAAUGCUCUGAGCCUUUGUCUCGCGGGAGAAGCACUGAGUGUGUAUGGCCGCAUGCCAGCAACAGAGUCAUUAGACUAUGACUUGGUGAAGAAAACUUUAUUGGAAAGAUUCCGGCUGACCGCCGAAGGGUUUCGCGAAAAAUUCCGGUCAUGUAAGCCUGAGAAUUCCGAGACGGGCAAGCAGUUUGUCUGUCGACUGUCGAACUACUUUGAUCGAUGGAUGGAAUUGUCGGAGACAGCAAAAACUUACGAAGGCGUCCGCGACAAGGUAGUUGGAGAGCAAUUCCUCAACCGGUGCAGUGGCAAGUUGGCCGUAUUCUUGAAAGAAAGAAAAGUGGGCACGGUAGAGGAAAUGGCAAGGCAGGCCGACCAGUUCAUGGAGGCGCAAGGACUCAGAAAUCUUGGAAAGGGGGUCGGUGAAAGUACGAUGGCAGCGGAGGGAGAUGCUAAAGGACAGGUCCCAAUGAGCAAAUUCAGGGCACAACAGCGAUGUUUCUUGUGCAAUCGGCCGGGACGUAUUGCCAUCAAUUGUCGUACAGAGAUUAGCCACAAUCAAAAGGCAGUGACGUGCUCCAAAUGCCAAAAAAGAGGACACAAGGCAGAUGAUUGUAAGAUGACGUCAGCUGAAAAGAUUGCCUGUGUAAUGAGUGCCAGGGAAGGACAGAUCGAAAAAGACAUGCCGGUAGUUGAAGGAGAGGUACAAAGGCGUAAGGCGACGGUGUUGAGAGAUACGGGGGCUAAUACGGUAUUAGUAAGAAGUAGUUUAGUGGCACCCGAGAACCUGACAGGACAGGUAAAGCCGGUGAUGUUUGUUGAUAGGACGAUUAAAUAUAUGCCGGAAGCAAGGAUAAGAAUAUCUACACCCUUUUUUACAGGGCUAGUGACAGCGAAGUGUGUUGAGGAUCCGCUAUACGACUUGGUAGUGGGAAAUGUACCUGGCGUGAGAAGGGCGGACGACCCUGAUCCAUUGUGGAGAAGGACUAAGAAAGGCGUGGAGCAGAGUAAAAAUAUUAAAGAUUUGGAGCUAGCAGAAGGGGCGCAAGAAGGUGCCGAAAGAGCAGCAGUGGUAGAAACCAGGGCAGAGAAUAAGAGAGAUAAGUGUCUGGAACCACUGCAGGCCGCAGCCAUUAAUCAGUUAGAUAUCACAGUGGAGAAGUUCAAGGAAUUGCAGGAGAAGGAUCCAUCGAUUCAAGCGUGCGAGGAGAAAUUAGGAGAGAUUAUAAAAAGGAAGAAGGGUAAAACGGUAGCACAAUUUGUGAAACAGAAUGGGCUGGUGUAUCGCAAGUGUGUAUUUAGCUCGGGUAAAGAAGUCAUGCAGCUGAUGGUGCCGGAGGAAUUGAAGAGUACGGUCUUAAAACUGGGGCAUGAUAGUAUAAGGGCCGGUCACCAGGGAAUUAAAAACACUUUCGAGAAGAUCACGGAAGAAUUCUUUUGGAUAGGAGUGUGGAGCGAUGUGAGGAGAUAUGUCAAGUCAUGCGAGGUAUGCCAAAGAGCAGUGGUUAAAAAGCAAGAUAGGAAGGAGGAUGAAAAGGCAGAAAACAAAGAGAGUGCUACGGUGUGCAGGGCAAUUGCUGAGGCGAAUGAGGAGGAAGUACCGACUUAUAGGGUGAAGAAACGCAGAUUAAGCAAGUGGCAUUGGAUUGGUGACUGCGCUAGGAGAAAAUAGAUUUUUGAGCAGUGGAGUCAGCCUUAAACAGAUUUACUGAGGACUAUUUUGAGUAG
Messenger RNA from Rhipicephalus sanguineus (brown dog tick), 2192 nucleotides. RefSeq lists its product as uncharacterized. The transcript has a single exon. Bases 1 to 2136 code for a protein of 711 amino acids. Gene Ontology annotation, molecular function: zinc ion binding; nucleic acid binding. Lineage: Eukaryota; Metazoa; Arthropoda; Arachnida; Ixodida; Ixodidae. The record is from RefSeq and is a predicted model, not a curated record.